Canariomyces notabilis is the source of this 2922-nucleotide messenger RNA. RefSeq lists its product as uncharacterized. Lineage: Eukaryota; Fungi; Ascomycota; Sordariomycetes; Sordariales; Chaetomiaceae. Gene Ontology annotation, biological process: phosphatidylinositol dephosphorylation. The coding region runs from base 1 to 2922 and encodes 973 amino acids. Gene Ontology annotation, molecular function: phosphatidylinositol-4-phosphate phosphatase activity. The record is from RefSeq and is a predicted model, not a curated record. The transcript is spliced from 4 exons. Gene Ontology annotation, cellular component: endoplasmic reticulum.
AUGCCGGGCCUGGCUCGCAAAGUGAUUAUAUGCGCCGCUGUCGACGGGCUGGUGCUGCACCCGCUCAACGCGAAGAAGGACCAGCAGCAGCAGCAACAGCGCUCCUCGUCUCUCGCCCCGAUCAGAAUCAAGUACGGAGAUGCCUCCAUAUCUGCGAUCUCCCGGGACGCGGCGCCGGAUCUCUUGUCACUCCCUCCUGACUCGUCGUUUGAAGCAUUUGGUAUCGUCGGCCUGGUAACCGUUUUCCGGUACAGCUACCUGAUCUCGAUCACGCGGCGCCAGCAGGUCGCGCAGGUGCGCGGCCUGCCCAUCUACGUUGUGACCGAGGUCGCCCUGACGCCCUGCACGACGCAGCAGGAGGCGGCGAAAGCUGUCGCCACGACUGCUGCGGCGCUGCGGCGGACAGCAACGACGACGACGAAGACGGCCGCCGGCGAUAACAGUACCAGCGCCAGCGCCGGCGGGAGUGCGGGUACGGAUGUUGAUGAUGACGACGAUCUCCCUGUCGACGGGGAGGCUGGUAGUGGUCCCGAAGGAGCCGCUGCUGCUGCUGGCCACACCAGGCGCAGCAGCGUCGCGCAGGAGGUGAUUGGGCGCAAGGGGAGCUACGGGCGGUUUGCGCAGAGGUGGUUCGGUCGGUCCGGGUUGGGAUUGAGCGCUUCGAGAGAGGCGGUAGGGCCCGCUGCUGCGGACGGGGCCGCGGGUGAGAGUAGCAAGGGGGUGAACGAUGCUGACUCAGGUGUGGAAGGUGACGGGAGUGUGACGGCAACCAGUCUCCUGCCAAAGCUGCUGCGGACUAGCCAGAUCCUGUUUGGAUCCAGCAAGACGUUUUUCUUCUCGUACGACUACGACAUUACGCGGAGUAUGGCGAAUCCUAAGAUACCCGAGACGGGGCUGAUCCCGCUGCAUGAGCAUGUCGAGCCGUCGUAUUUCUGGAAUAGGCAUAUCAUCCAGCCGUUUAUCGACGCCGGGGUCGAUAGCCUCGCUCUGCCCCUGAUGCAGGGGUUCGUGGGCCAGAGAUCAUUCGUCGUCGACAGCCACCCGCCGCAGUUCGACGACGUUGCCAAGGAGUCGGUUGAGCUUAGCGAUUUCGGCUCCUCUUGGGCUGCGGAGAAGGAAAAGGCCACAGCCGAGAUGCGUCCGACCCAGAAGAAGUUUGACAUUACCGUUAUCUCAAGACGGUCGAUCAAGCGCGCUGGCUUGCGGUACCUCCGCCGUGGGAUCGAUGAGGACGGCAAUGUAGCCAACUCGGUUGAGACCGAGCAGAUUCUGUCGCCAGCCGAGGCGACGUGGGAUGCUGCCGCCAAGGUGUACUCCUUUGUACAAACCCGCGGGAGCUUCCCGCUCUUCUUCACGCAGUCGCCAUACUCCCUCAAGCCCGCACCAAUCCUGCAGCACUCGCCUGAUGCGAACUUUGCUGCGUUGAAGAAGCACUUUGAUGGCUUGCGUCAACGAUAUGGCGCGGUUCAAGUAGUCAACCUGGUUGAGAAGCACGGCGUGGAAGCACCGAUAGCCGAGCUUUACGAGCAAAGCAUCCAACGGCUCAAUGAAGAGUCUGGCUCGGGGGCGGAGAAGGUUGGAUUUGAGUGGUUCGACUUCCACGCUGUUUGCCGCGGAAUGAAGUUUGAGAACGUGUCGUUCCUAUUGCAGACGCUGGGCAGCACGCUGGAUCGAUUCGGAAGUUCUGUGUCCGUUGACGGCCAAGUUGUGGCUACACAAAAAGGCGUGUUGCGGACGAACUGUAUGGAUUGCUUGGACCGGACCAACGUCUGCCAGAGCUCCUUCGCCAAAUACAUGCUGGACGGGCAGCUGAAGGAACAAGGUUUCGAUAUGAGCGCGCAACUGGAUCAACAGAAUGCCUGGUUCAACACGCUGUGGGCGGAUAAUGGUGAUGCCAUCUCCAAGCAGUAUGCUUCCACUGGCGCAAUGAAGGGCGACUAUACGCGUACGAGGAGGAGGGACUACCGAGGCGCGCUGACUGAUGCUGGCUUGUCAUUGACCCGGUUGUUCAAUGGCAUGUUCAAUGACUUCUUCCUCCAAGCCAGCAUUGACUUCUUCCUGGGCAAUGUCACUGCUCUCGUAUUUGAGGAAUUCGAGGCCACAAUGAUGACCAAGGACCCCGCGGUGUCGAUGCAGAACAUGCGUCAGCAGGCCAUUGAACUCUGCCAGAAGCGCGUCAUUGCCGAUGAGGCCGAGGAGUUCAUUGGCGGUUGGACGCUCCUUACACCGCGUGCGCCCGACACGGUGAAGAGCGCAUCCUUUGAGGAGGCGGUGCUCCUCCUGACAGAUGUAGCUCUGUAUCUGUGCAGGUUUGACUGGAACCUGGACAAGGUAUCGUCGUUUGAGCGGGUUGACUUGGCCCAUAUACAGAGAAUACAGUUUGGGACCUAUAUUACAUCGACCAUCUCGCGCACUCAGACCGACGAGAAGCGCAACGUCGGGCUAGUUAUCGAGUACAAGCCCGGGCUCACUGACGUCACGCGUGUAAACACCCGAUCACUCUCCUCCAUGUCGGACACGCCGAAGGCUCAGGGAUCUCAUGAAGGCCCCAAACCAGACGAAGGGGCGGGUCCGGCAGCUUCAGGGUUCGCGGCAUUCCUGUCUCGCCGUCCACAAACCGCGACGGCUCGCAAGAUUGCGCUCAAGGCGCUGUAUAGUCAAACUUCGGCGGCCGACCCAGUGGCUAAGAACAAGGACGAACCGAGCACCAUCACCCGCCUGACGGAGAUGCAGCAAGUGGCACUUAUUGCAACAGAGAUUGAGAGGAUGGCAAUCCACAACCAGCCUCGGCUGGCGGGCAAAAGCCAAGAGGAGGCAAAGCUGAUCGAGGAGGGCGAGAUUAUCUCGCUGGCUGAGGCAAAGCGCAACACGACCCUUUUGGAGCAACUUGGGCACUCAAUCAAGAGGCUGGUGUGGGCGUGA